AUGGGACAGAGCAGCAAUGUCACAGAAUUUAUUUUCCUGGGCCUUACUCAGGAUCCUGCUGCUCAAAAAGCAUUAUUUGUCUUGUUUUCGCUCAUCUACAUUGUGACUAUGCUGGGCAACCUGCUCAUUGCAGUGACAGUGAUUGCCAGCCCUUCUUUAAACUCCCCGAUGUACUUCUUUCUUGCCUGUUUGUCACUCCUGGAUGCUUUUUAUUGCAAUACCGUUUCACCAAAUUUGAUUAUAGACUUACUAUAUAAUAAAAAGACCAUCUCCUUCAAAGCAUGCAUGUUCCAGCUCUUCACGGAGCACUUUUUUGGUGGUGUUGAGGUCUUUCUUCUUGUAUUCAUGGCCUAUGAUCGCUAUGUGGCCAUCUGUAAGCCACUGCACUAUUUGACCAUUAUGAACAAACAGGUUUGUAUCAUCCUUUUGCUGGUAGCUGGGGUUGGAGGCCUAGUGCAUUCAAUGAUUCAAGUUUUGACAGUGUAUAAACUUCCUUUCUGUGGUCCCAACAUUAUUGAUCACUUCAUGUGUGACAUGAACCCAUUGCUGGGGCUUGCGUGCACUGACACGUACUUCCUUGGCAUCACUGUCGUUGCCAAUGGUGGAGUAAUCUGCGUGGGAAUUUUCACCUUUCUCUUAGUCUCCUAUGGAAUCAUUUUAAGCUCAGUUAAGACUCACAGCCAGGAAGGGAGGCGCAAAGCUCUGUUUACCUGCUGCUCCCACAUCAUGGUGGUUGUCUGCUUUUUUGCUCCCUGUACUUUUAUAUAUGCUAGACCCGCCCACAACUUUCCUAUUGAUAAAUAUAUUGCUGUGUUUUAUAUCGUCGUAAGUCCCAUGCUGAAUCCACUGAUAUAUACCUUGAGAAAUUCUGAGAUGAAAAAUUCUAUAAAAAGGCUUUGGUGUAAAACACAAACAACAUAA
Messenger RNA from Acomys russatus (golden spiny mouse), 921 nucleotides. Its product is annotated as olfactory receptor 4A5-like. The transcript has a single exon. Gene Ontology annotation, cellular component: membrane. NCBI's taxonomy places the organism in Eukaryota, Metazoa, Chordata, Mammalia, Rodentia, Muridae. The coding region runs from base 1 to 921 and encodes 306 amino acids. Gene Ontology annotation, molecular function: olfactory receptor activity; G protein-coupled receptor activity. Gene Ontology annotation, biological process: G protein-coupled receptor signaling pathway. The record is from RefSeq and is a predicted model, not a curated record.